AUGUUCCUGUCUCAGCAGGAUGAGCUGGAUUUCAGCAUGGGACCAGAAAAUGAAACAGCAGUUACUGAGUUCAUCCUAGAGGGUUUCCCAGAGCUUGAUCCAAGACUGCAGGUAUUCUCCUCUCUGGUCCUCCUGCUCAUGUACCUGACAACAGUGAUGGGGAAUGCAACCAUCAUUUUCCUCGUGUGUGUGGAUCACCACCUGCAAACCCCCAUGUACUUUUUCAUCAGCAACCUGGCCUUCCUGGAAAUCUGGCUUACAUCCUCCACAAGCAUCAAAUUGUUUGUGAUGCUGAGUUCUGGCCAGAACGCUCUCUCACUAAGCAGCUGCUUUGCCCAAAACUAUUUCUAUUUUGCCCUGGGCUGCACAGAGUUCAUUCUGCUCGUUGUCAUGUCCUUUGACCACUAUGUUGCCAUCUGCCAACCUUUGCAAUACGCUGCCAUCAUGAAGCCUCAGCUCUGUGUCCACCUGGUUGUUGCUGCUUGGGUCCUCGGCUUUGGCCUGCAGAGCUACCGGCUGCUCUUCCUCUCUGAGCUGUCUUUCUGUGGCUCCAAGAUCCCCCAUUUCCUUUGUGACAACUCCCCCUUGUUCAAACUCUCCUGCUCUGACACCAGCCUGCUUUGGAAAAUAGACUCUGUCUUCUUAUCCUGUGUCGUGCUGGGUUCCUUAUGUUUGACUCUGGCAUUUUACAUCUGCAUCCUCCUCUGUGUUCUGCAUCUUCCAGCAGCCUCUGGGAGGAAGAAAGCUUUGACUACGUGUUCUUCCCAUCUCGUCACCUUAUCCAUUGCCUAUGGGAGCUGCAUUGCUCUCUACACGUGUCCUGCAGAAGCUGUUUCCUUGAGCACCAGCAGAAUUGUAGCUCUGCUGAACACAGUCCUGUACCCCCUCUUAAAUCCAUUCAUCUACAGCCUUCGGAACAAAUCUGUGAUCCUGGCCCUGAGCAAAUCCAUUGCCAGGGCAAGAACAAAGCUUUUCCCCUAACCAUGGUGCAUUUCUGGAAAGCCACCCCAAGAAUCUGGUGCCAUCUGUUACACAACACCAGUGCCUGUGAGUGCAGCCUCCAAACAGGGCAGCCUCAGGAGACCGGUGCUCCUGCGGGCUAAGAGAUAAGAGACUCAUCUGCACACCCAGACAGGGCACCAACAACGGCAGGAGGAGAAACUCAGUUCAUUCUCUGCCCUGGCUGCUGGCAGGGCCAUUACUGGAGAGCCACCAGCUCACUGAGAGCCCAUCUCCAAAAACAAAGAAGAGCUCAGAGGAACAGUGGCAAGUGACAAUCCAAAUUACAGCUCCGGGGCAAUGGACGCCUUGUCCAGCUCCUUCCCUGGGACAGCCAUCAGCCCCAGUGCCCAGGUCUGGAAUCCCAAAGCCACAGAGAGCAGGUGGGCGAUGUCAGACAUGGUGAGGCUGGGGGUGAGGAGCAGCUUGUCCAAACAGGCUCAGCCUGCAACGUGCUCAUUCUUCUCCCUGCCCAGACCUCCUAAGGAGACAUUCAGCAUCAAGAUCACUGGGGGAAUGCUUCUGUCAUCUCUUGUCUGAAAUGAAAAGUAAAAAAAUAUUUCCUUGACUAAAACCAAAAA
Haemorhous mexicanus (house finch) is the source of this 1580-nucleotide messenger RNA. Its product is annotated as olfactory receptor 6M1-like. Lineage: Eukaryota; Metazoa; Chordata; Aves; Passeriformes; Fringillidae. Gene Ontology annotation, molecular function: G protein-coupled receptor activity; olfactory receptor activity. Gene Ontology annotation, biological process: G protein-coupled receptor signaling pathway. The coding region runs from base 1 to 981 and encodes 326 amino acids. Gene Ontology annotation, cellular component: membrane. The record is from RefSeq and is a predicted model, not a curated record. The transcript has 2 exons.